AUGAGAGAUGGAGAAAAGCUGAGCUUUGUAAGGGACAUACCAGCAAAAAACUUCUUUUGGGGUGUGGGAAUGGCUUCCCAACCAGAGCUUUCAUAUUUCAGAAGAGAGAUGACCAAGAUCACUUCCUUCAUAACGAUCAUAGAUGAUAUUUAUGAUGUUUAUGGCACAUUGCAAGAACUUGAACUCUUCACUCAUGUGGUCCACAACUGGGACAUACAUGCAAUGCACACGUUUCCAAGUUACAUGAAAAUAUGUUUUCUUGCACUCUAUAAUUCUGUCAAUGACGCCGCUUUUGCCAUCCUCAAACAUACAGGCAUCAACAUCAUCCCUUACCUCAAGAAAGUGUGGGGUGAUAUCUGUGAAUCAAAUCUGACAGAUUCGUGGAUUUCAAUUCAAUAUGAUUCAAUCAGGCCACAGGAUUUUGAGUAUUUACAAGAAUACCCCUGUAUUAUUCGCCUUUCUUCCACCAUUGUACGAUUUGCUAUUGACCUUGCAGCAUACAACAUUACUAAUAGUGAUGUUUCAUCAAAAUCAUCAAGUGGUGAGUUUGAUGCUGACAUUACCAAGUCACUAAAAUGCUACAUGAAUGAAACUGGAACUUCUGAACAAGAGGCGUAUGAAUAUGUCCUCACCUUGAUAUGCCAAACUUGGAAGAAGAUGAAUGAAGCAGUGCAUAAUUCUGAAUUCUCUCCGGGUUCCACAGAAAUUGCUCUCAACCUUGCAAGAAUGGCUCGAGAUAUGUACCAGCAUGGAGAUGGUCAUCCUGACGAUUCUCAUACUAGCCUUCCUAUUCUUUCCUUGCUUGACCACCCAAUUCCUAUUACAUCUACAUGCUAG
This is a messenger RNA of Neltuma alba, 837 nucleotides long. RefSeq names its product terpene synthase 10-like. The coding region runs from base 1 to 837 and encodes 278 amino acids. NCBI's taxonomy places the organism in Eukaryota, Viridiplantae, Streptophyta, Magnoliopsida, Fabales, Fabaceae. The transcript has 4 exons. Gene Ontology annotation, molecular function: terpene synthase activity; magnesium ion binding. Gene Ontology annotation, biological process: terpenoid biosynthetic process. The record is from RefSeq and is a predicted model, not a curated record.